Eurytemora carolleeae is the source of this 1286-nucleotide messenger RNA. RefSeq names its product MOB kinase activator 3C. Gene Ontology annotation, cellular component: nucleus; cytoplasm. Gene Ontology annotation, molecular function: protein kinase activator activity. Gene Ontology annotation, biological process: positive regulation of protein phosphorylation; signal transduction. NCBI's taxonomy places the organism in Eukaryota, Metazoa, Arthropoda, Copepoda, Calanoida, Temoridae. The record is from RefSeq and is a predicted model, not a curated record. The transcript is spliced from 10 exons. Bases 20 to 706 code for a protein of 228 amino acids.
UAUAUUUAUAAUAAUAAAAAUGAAGAAGGUUGCAUUUAUGCUCUCAAAAUCUGAUGCUGCUACAUCCAAAGUUAAAAAAAGAUAUGAACGAGGAAGUCAUAGAUACAGUUUAUAUAAACAUUCAACAACAAAUGCAGAUGCGGGGGUUAAUGUAAAGGAUUUGGUAAGAUUGCCCCCUAACGAGGAUUUAAAUGAUUUUCUAGCAACCAAUCUAGUUGAUUUCUAUAACAGAAUAAAACUGUUGUACAGUACUGUUGUGGAGGAAUCUGAUGUUUACAAAACAAAGGCAUGUUCUGAAGAAAGCUGUCCUAAAAUGUCUGGUGGUCCCAAAUAUGAAUAUUUAUGGCAGGACGAUAAAAGAAACAAGAAACCUGUUCAAAUGACUGCCCCAGAUUACAUCAUCACAUUAAUUGAAUGGGUUGAUGAUAUAAUUAACGACGAGCAAGUGUUUCCCUCCUGUGACGAUGUCCCUUUUCCGAAAAAUUUCAAGGAUGUUAUUUCAAGAAUAUUCCGUCGACUGUAUCGAGUGUUUGUACACAUUUACUAUCAUCAUUUCGAUAGACUGAAUGAGAUUAAAGCUGAGGUGCAUGCUAAUGCUCUUUACAAGCAGUUCUACUGCCUUUCUAAGGAGUACAACCUGAUAUCUGCUAAGGAUUAUGAGCCUCUACAGGACCUGACUAGAAGAAUAUGUUCUGAUGUUAAAUAACAAAUGUUCUAAUUGUUAUGAUUGUACAAUUGCAUAUUAAAUGCAACUUAAGAUAUUUAAUAUUUUUGUUUCUUUUUUAAAUUAUUAAAGACGCGUAAGAAAUAUUUGUUUGAUAUGAAACGCAAGCUGGAGUACUCGGCGUUGCCCUGACCAUUAGUCAGUCAUAGUUACUAAGACCGUUUAUCUACGCUUGGUAUUUAAUUGUGAUUUAGCGAACUGUACGUGGAAUUACAUUUUUUGGUUGCCUAUGUCACCCAUGGGUUUGUCACCCAAAUGUAGCCAACUAUAGCUUACAUAUAUAUUCAUAUAUAUUACCAAAGAAUUUAAUGACCUAGAUAUUAAGUUGAAACCUAGUGAACGUCUUACAUAAGUCAAAAUAUAUGUCUUACAGUCCCUUUAAUUGGUCUUAUUAUUCUACAGCAAUUUUAUCAUAACUUUGAUAAAUUCAGAUAAAUGUAAAUAUUAUCUUAAUAUUUUAUAAUAUUUAUUAUAGCGUAUAAUUGAUCCAUACGGUUUAUUAAACAACGUAUUUGUAUCAAAUAUGAAACAAAUCCUGAAAGCUUAAAAUUCAUUUAACAGA